GUCAGUAUGUGCGCAGAUAGACCGAAUAUCGACGGAUUCUGCCAUCGAUAGCGCCAGAAUAUGUGGCAGACGUGACGAAGAGAUGACGAUGAGGGACUAAAAGUCCACACAUACGCUUUCGUGCGAGGAGCAAGUGUGGCAAGCAAGCUUGGUGUUGUGAAUUUCUCCUCGUGAUGAUGUUGGGGUAUAAUGCUUGGAGAUAUUUUCAAGUAUCGUACCUUUCAGCUUCGUAAGCCCACAUGAGCUCGUAUAUAUCUCUGCGAAUUUCUCCCCUUCCAUCACAAGGGCGUCCGCAUACCGAGUUGGAGGUCACUGAGCAUUCAUUCAGCGAUAAGCGGAUGUAGAGAACUCUGCCCAGUUGAUUGUCGACCGAUCAGGGACUUGAGGACAUUACACACAAGUGCCAGGAAAAAUGGAUGUAGCCGUGGACGAAUCACCGCCCACCGGGCUCGGCUUGAGACGGCAGCAGCUUCGACAGACGGGUCCAUGUGAAAUUUUUGAGCAGGUAAAGGAGCAAAUGAAGGGCCCUCCGUUACGGUCGGUGAUGAUCAAGGUCGCCUUCCCAUUUGCUCUACUCAAUAUUGGAGCUUCAGUGCUCCUCACUUCCAGGAUCCCCAAUGAACCUUCAUGGCAGGUUUUGAUGGCCGCCACAGCUCUGGGACUGGCAACCUCUUGUCUCGGUCUCUUGGUCGUGGCUGCCACGUUCUUCACAGUGGGACGUCAGUACCGGGGAGAGAAGGUGACGCUGCAGGAAGCUCUCCGAGCUAUGCUGGGCUUGUGGCCAAAAUUGUUCGUCACCCAUCUUUAUAACGCGGGCUUCAUGUUCGCCAUAGCCACGGUGACUGUAGCCGCGAGCAUCAGCGUCAUCAUUAACGCCUCCUCCGAUGCUGUCAAGUAUUUCGCUUUCGUUGUGAUCGCCUUGUUUUUCAUCAUUCUGGCGGUCGUGCUGCAAACUUUGCUCCUCUUCGCGACCGCAGUUACCUGCUAUGAAAAGACUUAUGGCUGGGCUGCUUACAAGCAAGCGCAGAAGCUCCUGCAGCGCAAAUGGAAUUCGGUACCGCUCUUCGCGCUCAUAUUUUAUGUUUUACCGGUGAUCUGCGCCACUAUCACUUCAUAUAAAUUGAAGGCUGUACCGAAAACCUCUUUAUGGAUGGAACUGUUGAGGAUAAUUUCGUAUGCUUUCCUGAAUACAUGGUUUGAUCAGCAGUUACUAGUUUCGGGUGCCCUGUUCUACUUCUCCUGCUCUGAGAAAUCCGACGAGCAGAAUGUGAGUGAUAGCAUGGAAGCUGGGUAUCACUCAAUUCCCUCACAGGAGGUUUAGGUAACAGAAUACAAAUGGUGUCCGAUUCGUCAUUUCCUGUACAGAUAGAGAGCUCACAUCGUACACGUUCUCAAGCACGCAAAUAUAAGAACUUGGCAUUUGCAAGCUCCAGUACGACUUCUUCAAAUGUCCACUUGUAUUCUGUCUAAGCUUGUAUAUAGGACCUCUAGUCAUACGUCGACGAUAAGGAACAAUGAGACUUGACCAAAUUCUCAUAGUACAUUCAGCGGCAUAUUUUCAAAAGUUACGUGAUUUGGAGACAAUCACUCCUAUGUGCUGAGAAAAUCAGUACAUGUGGCUCACAUUUUCGGUCUUUCUCUUACUCCCGGACUGUGAAAUAUUCCUCUGUUUCGUGUUCUUGGGGGCUUUUGACUUUUUUCUGAUUCCUUGCAUUCUACGAGAUUUCAUCAUCCAUCAAUUCAUCUUUGCUGUAAAUAGCCCUGCUUGAAUAAACGAGUGCGGCCCCAUAAGCCUAGAGCGGAAUGCAAGGGCACGCACGCAGGUGUACAACAUUGUGUGAAGACCCAUGAAGGAUACAUCAGAACUGUAAAUCAUAAGAUAAAAUAACUGAAUGUAGAAGAAAGUACUCGAAUAAAACGAUUUUGGCGGAUAGUCAAAUGUCGUCGCCUGGUAGAUAAAGCAGAUCUAAGAAUGUAAGGUUAGUAGGUUGACAGCUCCACAUUGACCACUCACUCCGAAGGGCACCAGUGAAUCGGCGAGACACAUGUAAUGCUUGUACUUGUUACGACCAACGUGGAUUAAAUUGUUACUUUACACAACAG
This is a messenger RNA of Marchantia polymorpha subsp. ruderalis, 2103 nucleotides long. NCBI's taxonomy places the organism in Eukaryota, Viridiplantae, Streptophyta, Marchantiopsida, Marchantiales, Marchantiaceae. The record is from the annotation of a GenBank genome assembly.